Molecule: messenger RNA, 4246 nt
Organism: Xiphias gladius (swordfish)
Lineage: Eukaryota; Metazoa; Chordata; Actinopteri; Istiophoriformes; Xiphiidae
Gene: rtn2a
Product: reticulon 2a
Exons: 12
Coding region: 1053-2540 (495 amino acids)
Source: RefSeq, a predicted model, not a curated record
GAUCCAGCAGGUUUCUGGAGCAGUACUGUGCCACUGUGUUACCAGCAUGUCCGUCAAAAACCGCAAAGUAUCCCCACUCUGUCAGCUCCCCUCUCAUCUGGGGCAUGCAGGUGUGGGCAUCCUCCAUCUGAGCCCUCCAGCCCUGCAUGCUCGCCAAAGCGUAGUUCACUGACUUAGACCCCCCCUCCGACACAUGCUUCUCUAAGAUGGGACGCUCCAGGUACGGGCUCGGCAUCAAGUCAUCCUCAUCCAAAGAGUCCUCCUCCCCGGGCCCUGCUUCCCUGGACCCCCCUUUGAAAAAGAAGGUGACCAUCUUCUCCGUCUCUUUGACCAACUGGCGGAGGAAAGAGGGCACCUCCACAUUGCUCGCCCGCCUGGCCGUCCUCAUCACCUCACGGAGCCUGUGCUCAAGCUUCCUGCUCGACCUGGCAGCAGCACGUCUCCUCCUGGUGCCCCUCCUCCGGCCCUUUGUUUUCCUCAGCAGGUCCAGCGCAACAGUUAAGCUGUGUCACUCCAAGCCGCACUGCUGGAUAAUCACCUGGCCCUCAAGGCAGCCAAGAUGACCUGUGUCUGCACACACGGAUUAUGAGUGUGACGUUUUACACAAUGAAGAGGGAUCCCAUAGUCAGUUCCUGUGCCUAUAAGAUCCCGACAUGGAAUCACGUGAUCAGGGUGAGAGGGAUACAUGGACAAAGAAUAACUAUGAAUCAGUGACAACAGGCUCAGACAGACACAGGGACACACUCGCGCUCCUCUCCCUUUGCUGUAGUCACACACCACUACCGCUGCAGUCAUAACAAUACAAGAGGAGAUGAGGAGAGGAGGGAGUAGAGGGGAGGAUGGUGGAGUGAGGCAGGGCGGGGCUGCUGAGUGACAGAGCGAAAGGCAGGAGAGGGAGGAAGCUGCUCAACAGACGACCGAGAAACAGAAGGAGGAGGAGGAGGGAGAGAGAGCGAGAGAGAGAGUAUGUGUAUCCACAGGGUGUGAGUGCCGGCAGCAGAGGAGGGGGGGGGCUUCCAGACUGGAUGGGCCCAGCGAUGUCUUGAUGGAGUAUGGGCCAGGUUUUAGGAUUCACCCACUGCCAGGAAUAUGGCUCCGUGGCGUCCACUCCAGACUCAACGCCUCCGUGCACCGAUGGUGGAAACGAGGAGUCAGAGAUGUAUGAGCUGCAAACAGCCAGGGAGUGGUCUGACGAUGAGGUGGGUGGAGACGGAGAUCCGGAUGAGGAUGAGGGACUGGCUUCAUCUCCGUCCGUCUGGGGCACACCGCGUCAGAGCUCCGUGGAGCUGACUUUCUCUUAUUUCGCCAUCGCCGAGGCCGAGGCAGUGGGAGCCUCACGACACCUCCGUGACCGACGCAGGGGCGGCCCUCGGGGAAGUCGCAGUCCUCUGGUCCGCACGGACACUUUGGAAACACUGUUGGACUCCCCCGAUGUAGACUGGGACCCUCAACCCUUCCUCAGUCAAGAGGAAGAAGAGGAAGCCUCACAAAGGAGAGAGCAGGAGAGGGUGGAGCCGAGGACAGCGAGUGCAGCGGGAAGCAGGGAAAGAGAGGAGCACAGACAAACUGAGAAUAUUACAAUUCAGUCCUCCCCCCAAAAUCUGGACCCAGAAACUGAGGGGAGAGAUGCAGAAGUCCAAAGAGAAGAGAUUCAAAGCAGUUUGACCGAGACUGUCCAGCCUCCCUCUCCGUCCCCGUCUUCACAGCAGCAGAGCCCCAUACAGAUACUCCAGGCAGCAGCCUCGCCAGCCCCCGAGCCAGAUGCUCCCGUCGCCAGCGAAACCAUCUCUGUCAAGCUGCUCACAUCUGUGCGACCCAGAGGCCCAGCGUCCUCGUCGCCAGCUCCCAUUGGUCUAAACUCUCAGGAACAGCUGGUCAGCGAACACUGGUUCUCAGCACUUAACCUAUCAGAGGACCCGACAGUAUGCACCCACAUAGCAGUGAUGGACCUGGUCUACUGGAAGGACACAGAGCGAACAGGCAUGGUGCUUACAGGGCUGGUGGUGGGCCUGCUGUCCCUCUUCCAGCUCAGCAUCAUCACUGUGGUCUCCACAGUCUCCCUGGCUGUCAUGUGCUUCACCAUGUCAGUGCGCAUCUACUACCAACUCCUCUACAUCCUCAGCUGGGGAGAUGGAGAGCACCCCUUCAAGUCAUACCUGGACCUGGACAUCAGUUUCAGUGGAGAGCAGGCUGACCUCUAUAUGCAGAAAGCCAUCGUCAUGACUCUGUCUGCUGUUGACACUCUGAAGAGACUACUUUUUGUUGGAAACCUUUUUGAGUCCCUCAAGUUCCUGGCUCUGAUGUACUUUGUGACGUACCUGGGAGAACUGUGCAAUGGCCUUACUCUGCUCAUCAUCAGUGUGAUUGCUCUCUUUUCUCUGCCACUUUUCUACAGACAACGCCAGGAGCAAAUGGAAGGCUUUGUUGCAAAAAUCCAGGCCCGCAUUGACAACAUCAAGGACAUCUUUCGGAGACUUGCCCAAGGCGGCGGCCCUCCCCCUGACCCAACUCCUGGUGGAGCCAAACCCAAAGUCCAGUAAAGACUGACGAACAAGAACUUAAAGACAAGCUCCCAGAGUUACAGGCUGUCACUCAGAUGUCUUACCCACAGUCUGUGCUCAGAGAUCCAGAGAACAGAGCUUCAGAGACUGGGGAAGGGAAGGGAUGUUACUUAAACGGACGACGAUGAGGAUUACGCAUGGUACUUUAUACUCUAACUGUAUCUAAAUUGUGGGGUUAGAGGUCGGGGUUGGGUUAAAACUUAAUCAAGGUGUAUGAAUCUUGGAUGAGAUUGUUGCUGUUGACGUCAGAGAUGGAAAGACUCAGCGACACAGGUCAUGUGUGACCACCUUUGGAAAUAUUCAUUGUUUUUAAAAUGUAAAAAUGACUCAAGAAGUGUCUUAGAUGGAGCUGUAGUCCAAAUGUACUAAGACCAGAAAUGAGAGGUCAGUUUUUAAGGUGAUUUAGGCUGUAGGACAAAAAACCAAGGUCAUCAUUAUUCACGGCAGCAUAAAACUGGCAAAUAAGAAUGCAUGUGUCCGCACAUGUACUUUUCUGAGUGCAUACUCAUUCUUGUGACUGUUUAUCUGUGUGUAUGCAAGUAUGAGUGUGUUUGUGUGCUUGUAAGUUCUGACAUACCACUUGCUGAAAUGUUACCUAUAAGCAAUCAAAGCCGCAUUUCUUCUUUAUUUUCCACAAUUUUCAGUUUCUUCUCAUUCACUUGCAUUCACGUGAUCAUACAUUUGUUUUUUGUUUUGUUUUUUGUUUCCCCCCCCGGCCCUGGUCGUGCUUUUCUCACGUUACUUCAUUGCUUACACUUAGACUGGGUGCUGCUUUCCCUCAUUCAUCGAUGUAAAUGGAAAGUUGAAACAUAAUAUUCAGAAAGGAAAGGGAGUUUUGCAACAAGUUCAAAACUUGAGAUGUAUCAUAAAUGGAGUGAAAUUACAUGACAGGAAGUUCAUCAUUGUUCAGAGUUGUCAGUGUUGCUGUUGCUUUAUGAUUGGGUAGACAGAUGGUAAAAAGGUGUCAAUCCUCUCUGAGCUCUUAAUGUGUUUAUCUCCAGCCUUGGAGGAAACUUGUGAAGGAAUGUGGGAGUGAAAUACAGCAGGUGCCUUUUCUAACUGCAGGUUAUAGUGCAUGAUCUGAUUCACAGUACUUUACAGCUGACAAACGCUUACAGCAAAUUCUCCUCCCAUAACAAACCACUUCUCAUAUUUACCUGACCAUUGCCUUCCUGAAAACGGUGUUUUGUACGUCUACAAUACAUGUGUGAUAGUACAUGUGUACCAUUACAAGGUAUCUUAUACAAAAUUGUAAGUAGAUACAUUUUAGGAUUAAUAAAAUUAUUCAGGAUACACAUUUCCCUUAUAGCAGUUGCUUUUAAAGCUCUCACCAAAAUGUGUCUGUUCUUAUGCGUUAUUGUUGCAUAAUUUACCUGUGUCCUGCAGUGAAAGCCUUGUUAUGUUAUCAGACAUGAUCCAUGACAUCAUGUGCUGCUUAGUAUUGGACCUCCAGUAGUUGCACGCACACUGGCCUUCUUUCUAAUACAAAUUAAUUUUUUUGUCAUGGAUUUCUUCCAAGAGGAAAAUCAGGAAAGUAAAUGGAGAUAGCAAUGAAAUUACAGGCACUAAUUCCCUCGUCUAUCCACACAACUUGAGACAAACAAAUAGGUUCAUUCCCUGAGAUCUGUAUCGUCGAAUUAUAUUUGAACAAAACUGUUGUUAAUACUGUUGUCAAACUCAUCACU